Molecule: messenger RNA, 7318 nt
Organism: Mizuhopecten yessoensis (Yesso scallop)
Lineage: Eukaryota; Metazoa; Mollusca; Bivalvia; Pectinida; Pectinidae
Product: probable helicase with zinc finger domain
Exons: 24
Coding region: 120-5660 (1846 amino acids)
Biological process (GO): regulatory ncRNA-mediated post-transcriptional gene silencing
Cellular component (GO): P granule; cytosol
Molecular function (GO): protein binding; helicase activity; metal ion binding
Source: RefSeq, a predicted model, not a curated record
GGAGAAUCCACGUGACUCCCACGUCGGACGGGAUUUUCCGAUAUUUAGAUGAUAUCAUAAUGACAUGGCGCAGGAAGUCAAAACAGAAGACCCCAAUGUAUGUAUGAGAGUGAUGGGGCAUGGAUAAGGGGGCGCUAAAAGAUGACCACAUGUCCAAAGAGACGGGCACAUCACCAGUAACAGAUCUCCAGGAUUAUCUGACCAGGAUUACCUCCCUUCUCAAACAGAGAAACUUUCAUGAAGCAUUAGACAUAUGUGACACUGCCCUAAAUGAAUAUAGAAAUGAAGAAAAACUACAAGAAAAGAAAAUCAAAAUAUUGUGCCACCAAGGAAGAUUUGAAGAAGCUUACAAUAUUGCAAAGAAGUGGUCACUAAGAGAUCCAAAGAACUUCACAGCACAGAAGGAACUAAAGAGACUGAAGAUUGUUAUACAUGCAUUAAAUGACCAGGAUGAGGACAGUGAAGAGGAGGAAUCAGAAUCCAUAAUAGAGGAGGUUGAUGAGACGAAAGAGGAAACAGAAGAUGACGACAAAAGGUCAUCUCCUGAGGGAAUGGAAACUGAGAACAGUCAUAACUCUAUCACGCAGACCCAACCUGAUAAUCACUCUGUCAUCACCCCACAAACCUACAGCCCGCAGACUGUAGAAUCAGGUAUGUACCCUUCCCCACCCUCACAGAUACAGGGGGUCAACAAGGGAAUGGAAACUGAGAACAGUCAUAACUCUCUCACGCAGACCCAACCUGAUAAUCACUCUGUCAUCACCCCACAAACCUACAGCCCGCAGACUGUAGAAUCAGGUAUGUACCCUUCCCCACCCUCACAGAUACAGGGGGUCAACAAGGGAAUGGAAACUGAGAACAGUCAUAACUCUCUCACGCAGACCCAACCUGAUAAUCACUCUGUCAUCACCCCACAAACCUACAGCCCACAGACUGUAGAAUCAGGUAUGUACCCUUCCCCACCCUCACAGAUACAGGGGGUCAACAAGGGAAUGGAAACUGAGAACAGUCAUAACUCUCUCACGCAGACCCAACCUGAUAAUCACUCUGUCAUCACCCCACAAACCUACAGCCCACAGACUGUAGAAUCAGAUAAACGGAAACAUGUCUGUACCUUCUGUAACAUCCGUUUUGACCAACAAGAAGAACUGGACACACACUGUAAGAGUGACUUACACAGAAAAAAGAUCACAGCCGACGAUGACCAGAACUGGAAGUACAGGGAGCCACCUCGAGGAUUUGGUGCUGAAGAUUAUUCUCUGUGUAAAAGUACGGAGGAGAUCGGGAAGUGUGCCUUCAGUGACAAAUGUACCGAGGCUCACUCUAAAGAAGAACUUGCCGAGUGGCAGAUGCGUUUUAAAUUUCGAAAACAACUUAUCAAAGUGGCACAUGAUAAACAACUGCAUGGCAACACUUACGCUGAACAGCUGAUAGAGAAACUCAUGAAUUCAGAUAACCCCAAAUCUCUCAUGGUGUCUAAUGUGGACUACUCCAAAGUACAUGUGAAUUCUGACCUCAAAGUUAACAUGACCUCAAAGAAAUGUACAAGUGCCUGGACUUUCACCAUAACUAGCAAGAGAAGUCUUCACAUAGUGGCUUUACUGGACGAUACAUACCGAACCUAUUUUCAUAUUGCGAGUAUUUCCGUGGGGCCAAAGAAAACUCAGAAGUACCAGAACCUGGAAACGCACUGCCAGGAAUGGGUGAACCCGGAGUAUCCCAACGUCACGCUAGGGGAAUAUGUAUACAGAGUCAAGGUGGUGUUUAAGACUGAUAUUUACGGAACUUUCCGUCAGACGCUAGUAAUGGACUAUGGGUUUGAUCCUGUACUCAGUCGAGAGCUCCAAGUAGAAUCAGCUCCUAUCACAGACACAGAGAAGGUGUUCAAUGACUUCCUUCAAAGCAAUCAGGGCAGAUGGAAGAAAAACAACGUUCAGCUGCUGCCAUUUGCACUCAAACCAAUACCCAACACAGCCAUAGAGGACAAGCUACUGGCCAAAUACUCCCUGCCUGAUAUUGAAAAAUUUCGCUUCGAGGACCACCUGAUGCAUUCACCAACGAAGGAAACAUACCGCAUCUGGAUGCAUGAGAUGUUGUAUGUGGAGGAAUGGUCACAGUUGGACAGUAUAUCUAGGUACAGCCUGAACACAUCCCUUCAGUUGGUGAACCGUUUCCUCCUGGUCCCGGGAAUGAUAUCAGGUGCCAAGUACGCCCAGGAUGGAGAGCUUUUCGCUCGCAUGGCCCUAGAGGACAGGUUGUCAGAGGACUAUGCUGGAGGUCGCCUCAUCCUCAACUCCACACUCGCCUGGCUUGCACCACAGGAUCAGAAGAAGAAAGAGGCCUCUACCAAUCUACCUAAGGUUUAUGAAGCAGUCAUAGAGGAUAAGGGUAAAAACUUCAUCUUUCUCCGCCUGUCAAAGGAAUGUGUAGAUGAACUCCACCUUUCAUGUGACCAGGAAUUUUCUGUACAGAUUCAGUUCCAACUGAAUCGUCUGCCAAAGUGUGAGAUGCAUGCAGCCAUUGACAGACUCCCAACACUUGAUCUAGUAUUCCCACCACCGAACAAGUUCCCCACCACUUCCUGGGUCAAGGGCAGUCCUGAGUUGAGUGAAGUUGUCAGUACAAAGUUGAAUGAGAAGCAGAGGGAGGCCAUUUUGAAAAUUACUGCUGAAGGCAAUCUGUCCUUACCUCCCAUCCUUCUGGUGGGGCCAUAUGGUACAGGAAAAACCUACACCCUCGCCCAGGCAGCUAAGCAGAUCCUUCAACAGGAUGAUACUCGCAUCCUCAUCUGUACUCACUCCAACAGUGCUGCUGACCUGUACAUCAAAGAGUUUCUCCACCCGAUGGUCAAGGAAGGAUACUUGGAAGCAAGACCGCUCCGUCUGUAUUUUAGGCACAGAUGGAUACAGACUGUCCCAGAGGUCGUCAUUCAGUACUGCAUCCGAGCCACCGCUGGGUCGUCUGGCAUCUUCAGGUGUCCAGUCUUAGAGGAUGUGGAGAAACACAGGAUCGUCAUAACUACCCUUGGUACAGCGAGGUACCUCUGUGACCUUGACCUUGAGCCAGGAUUUUUCACCCACAUAUUUCUGGAUGAGGCAGCGCAGGCUAUGGAAUGUGAUAGUCUCAUUCCCCUGUCUCUAUGUGGACCUUACACACGUGUGGUUCUGGCAGGGGACCAUAUGCAGCUGAGUCCGGAGAUAUACUCUGACCUGGGGCGACAACAGGGAUUCCACAAGUCCAUGUUGGAGCGACUGCAUGAGUUGUACCCAGACGACGUCCCCUGUAAAGUGAUGCUGUGUGAAAACUACCGAUCACACUCGGCAAUCAUCGACUUCACCUCUGACUUGUUCUAUGAAAGUCAGCUGAUGGCCAGCAGCGACCAGCCCUGUCACCCGCUGUACUACCCACUAACUUUCUACUCGGCUCGCGGUGAGGAGGUGCAGCAUGAAAACAGUAUAGGGUUCUACAAUAUUGCUGAGGUUCAUGAGGUGAUUGAUCGUGUAGAUCAGCUUGUUAGAAGCUGGCCAAGCUCGGAGUGGGGCGAGCUAGGGGAGGGCUCUAUUGGCGUGCUAACCCCCUACACUGACCAGGUGUUCCACAUCCGAUCAGAGUUACGAAAAAGGAAAUAUUACAAUAUCAAAGUGGAGCGAGUGUUUAAUGUACAAGGAAAGCAGUUCCGGGUAGUGAUCCUGUCCACGGUUCGGACUCGACACAGCUGUAGCGCUGACACUAUACAAGAGGAUGUUGUCAAUUAUGGCUUCUUGUCCGAUAUCAAGCUCCUCAACACUGCCAUCACCCGUGCACAAUCCCUUGUCAUGGUGAUUGGUGAUCCCGUCUCCCUCUGCCUUGUUGGAAAGUGUCGAAACAUCUGGGAGUACUAUCUGGAAAUUUGUCAUGACAACAACAGUAUAUUUGGUACCACCUGGAACCAGCUGAAGACCCAACUUACGUCGGCCGACAUGCGCAAGACGUACAUUCUUAACCCUCUCGCCCCGGAGUUUGUACCAAAUAGAGUCUUUCACAUCACUACACCAGAACUUACCCAGCAUGCAAUUUCAGGGUCACAUGCUAGUAAUCAUGGCAUUACUCAACAGCCGCAGUACUACAUGGGCCAAAGGAUGACCUACCCGGGUCAGCAGUUCACUCAUCCACAGAUGUUUCCUCAGCCCUAUAUGCCAGUACCCUACCCAGGCCUGGUUCCACAUGUUGUAUUCAAUAGACAGGGUAUGCCGCACAUUGUCGGGUCUCCAGCCCAGGGCAGACCACCUGUACGAGGCUAUCACCCCCGUCACGCAUCCCCACUAGCAGCCAUCCCAAAGAUCAGGCCAGGCGAUAAAGACAAGGUCAAGAUUGACCCAACACAACCUGAUGUAAUAUUGGCAGGAAAGAAAAUGCCAUCGGGGGCCCAUCGUGGACGGCAGAUUAUGUACAUGCCUCAGCGUAUGUCAGCAGCCUAUCAGCAAAUGUACUAUUACCCGCAACACUACGGAGGAUACUACUACAUGCAGGACGACCCCAGAGUUCUAAUCAACCAGCAGCACCCACGAGGGCCUCUAUUGCACCAGCUUGGGCCACAUGCACAGCAUCCGAGUCAGUUUUACCCAAUUCUUCGUCCACACUACGCCUCGUUGGGGCCAGAUGAUGCAGAGGACAAGCGCAGCUCUCAGACAUCUUCUCCUGCAUCCUCGCAAGGUCGUUCAGGGUCACCCGCUACAUCUCCAGGAUCGUCAGUUGCAAGUCAACAGAUUCAGCUCCUUCCAAAUGUCCGUCAUGUGCCGAUUCACCUGUUUCCAAAAACAGCCACUUCAACAAGCAGUUCUCGCUCGAGUACACCACAGCGAACAGAAUCACCUCAAAGGACACAGGACACAGGUACCAUUGCAGAUCCACAAGCUUCACAGAAAAUUGAGGCAGGUUACCUGAAAUCUUCAAGUCCUGCCUUGGAGCAUCAGGAGAGAAGAGGAUCUGCGAAUAGCCCUCUUGCUAGGGUCAUUGCUUCAGCUCAGCGACAGGCACCAACAAAUGCUGAGGGUGGACUGGUACUUUCUACUCCAUACAGUAGUGGUUUCGGUGAUAUGAUUAUGCCAGGUCAAAAUGGAGACGUGAAUGAUUUAGUAAAGAAGGAAAAACAAAAGCGGACUCCUGUAGGACUACGACUAGAAACAGGAUUCAGUCGUCAGUUUAGUGAAGAUCUGGAAACCCCUACAGAGAUCACAGACUUAGUGAAGAUGAUGGAUGAGACAAUAGAUGAAGGGCAUGAAUCAGCCGAGGAGGAAGAAGAAUGGAACAGACAGCAGACAUCAGAGAGCAGCUCAUUCUUUGUGUCCCGUACAACUUCCAAGACUACUUCACGUAAACUUCAUCUUAAGAUUCCUCAACAGUCCUCAAUAGAAACUUCAGAAUCAUCAGGAUCACCCCCAUCUAGCCCUCCUGGUCAGGAUCAAAAUCAAAAACCAACAUAUGCCGGAAUGCUGCGUCGUCGACUUCCUUCAGCCACAAAUGACAUUGAUCCAAGCCUUCUUGAACCCCAGACUCCCCACACUCCUGCUGGCUUCGUCUCUCCUGGGACCGACAUUGACACAGACCCAUUGGGAAUCCUGAGAAAUCUGAACAUCAAUGCUUCAACAGAGAAACAGAGAACUUACAAGUACUUCUCGUAGAUAUGUGAAAAAAGUUACAAUUACUUAAGUGAGGGUUUGCUACAAAAUCUAUUCAUAAAAUGUGAGGCAAAGCUACUUUGUGUCAACAGGAAAGCAGAGUUGUUACAAAAAUGUCUCGUUAAAUGUAUAUAGUAACCUGUGUUGAAACAAACAGAAUGUUUGCAGUUACAUUAAGUUACCACAGAAUUUUGACACAGUUAUAUAAAAAUUAAUGUAGAUAUAGUGUUUCUAUUUUAGAAAAGAAAGAAGAGAUAAGAUGGAAUUGUAAUUGUGUUGAUGAGUGCACAUUUAUUUUUAUAAAUUGACUAUGGUAAGUGCGAAUACAGGCUGUAUAUAAAUCCCUGUUGAUUCCUCAUUAAGGGCUGUACAUAUUUUUGUCUCUGGAUUUGCUAUUGGUUAUAGGCUAACUUUUAUCGCUGUUAAUUGUCUUUUCACUAUGAAGUAGGGUAUAAAUGUGUUGUAGUGGCAGGAUAUCAUCUUCUUGCAGGUUCUUUGAUAGAAAUCUUUGCUUUAACUACUUGUCAUUCUCAGGAUGAAAAUAAUCAGGUUUUUGAUGAUGGCCUUUCUUGAAUAUUUAUAAAUUGGUGUUAUUUUUGUGGUAAAAGUAACGGAAUAGAUGAUUUUACUGGAUUAAUGACAUUGCAGUUGGUAUUGCAGGCUGGCUAGGUAGAGAACUAUUGUGUAAGCAUCUUUUGUUAAAUACUGAUAAGUAGUUUUGGAUGAUAUUGUAUCUAUUUCUUGGUGUUUUCUGUGUUGCAGUGAAAUGUUACAGAGUUAUCUUCCCUUUUUGACAAAGGUGUUAUCUCCCAUCUGACAAAAUGGAACAGUUUGUCAAACUUUCAGAGUUCUGUGCUUUUGAUCACUGGUUGAUCACAUCCUUUAUCUUAACAAAGUGUAUAUCCCCUUGUCACUGUUUCCUGAAAUCAUCCUACAUGAUUAUCUGCCCUUGAUUUAUUGAAUUUUUUUUUGUAUCAGACUGUGAAGAUGUAGGUUCCUUGUUACUGACAAACAUGUACUAUCCAUACUUCAGAGUUGCCCACCCUUGAUUCAUGGAGUGUAAUAUUGUAAAGUAGUUGUUGAUGGCUUAUUUCACCAGACUCCAGAGUUGUCUGCCCUUAGUCACUGGUUUGACAAGGUUUGUUGCGUACAUUCAUGCACAUUUGUCAAUCACUCAGGUGUAUAUGUAUAUAGUGUAAUUAGCACUUCAUUGGUUUAUACUUAAUUUAGAGAACCUUAACUUGAAUAUUAUUUUCAAAAAAAUAGAUCUAAUUGAAACAUCCAAUUUGCUAUGACAUGCUGGCAGAUUUUAUUUCUGACCAUGCAUGCUUCAUGGUUGGAUGAUGUGUAGGUUAUUUAUCACAAAUAGCUCUAUUUAGUUUAAGACGUAGACUUUAUCCCAACAGUUGUAAUGAAAACUGUCCGUUAUUCUUUUUUAGAUGUUUAAGUGCAUGUGUACUAUAAUAAUCAAUAGUAGUUUGUUGUGUGGCGUGUAUAUAUAUAUAUAUAUAUAUUUAGUAACAGCUUAUCUAAGUAUAACAAGACAUAACCUGAUUAAUUUUCAAUCAGUUUUUAAAUGUGUACAGGUAUUUCCUAUAUAUAUAGGAUCUUACAUGAGUGUCAAUUUCAUACGAGUUUCAUAAUUUCAUAUGAAAUGAAAA